Messenger RNA from Phoenix dactylifera (date palm), 3164 nucleotides. RefSeq names its product ABC transporter A family member 7-like. Gene Ontology annotation, cellular component: membrane; intracellular membrane-bounded organelle. The record is from RefSeq and is a predicted model, not a curated record. Gene Ontology annotation, molecular function: ATP hydrolysis activity; lipid carrier activity; ABC-type transporter activity. Gene Ontology annotation, biological process: transmembrane transport; lipid transport. NCBI's taxonomy places the organism in Eukaryota, Viridiplantae, Streptophyta, Magnoliopsida, Arecales, Arecaceae.
AUAUUUUAGCAGCUACGAUGCACGGAGAAUGAAAUCAUCGAACUCUCUGUCUUCUCCUCCUCGCUCCGAUGGAGGACUCGUCCUAUGUGCCCGCGCGUUUCGUCACGGAAGCCGGUCCCGAUGCGCUCCACAGAAUGCAAAAGUCGAUCGAGUCGUCCCGGGGCCCUGCGAGCUUCUUCACUCAGGCCGAUGCUCUCCUCCGAAAAAAUCUCAUGUUCCAGAAGCGUAAAUCCUGCACAAAUAUCUGCACCAUUCUUUUCCCAGUUCUUAUCUGUUUGCUAGUUGGUUCUUUGCAAAGUUGGGUUAACAUCCAGUUGGUGAAGUAUGGGCCCAAAUGUGAGUGCUCCUGUGUCGAAACUGAUGGGAAUGGCACAUGCAAGACAGACUCCUGUUCGCAGAACAUGAUGCCGGACCAGCUGUCCCCAUGCCCAGUCCCCAGCCCUCCAAAAUGGCCGCCUUUACUACAAGUUCCUAAGCCCAAAUAUCGUGCUACGAGAGAUGACAUUAUUCCAUUUACUGACCUUCCAGAUAAGUCAUGCAAGAGGACAAAAUCAUGCCCUGCUACUAUACUUGUAACUGGUGGCAAUCAGUCUUUUGCAAAAAGUCUGACAGACAAUUUUUUUAUGAAGAAUUCUUCUUUAAAUUUCUCAGAGUACCUGGGCACUUUUUUAUCCAAUUUCAUUCUGGGAACAGACUCACGACCUAUGCAAACGCAAUUUACUGAAGUUGCUUUCUUGCCUUUUGGAUCCUUAUAUGUGGUUCAACCUAUGUGUGCGCCGAAUUCUACGCAUUUAGUUCCCUUUCAGGUAGCUGGUUCUCCUCUUGAGAAAGUAGUUGAAUGUGUACAAGGUUUACCAUUAUGGCGCAACAAUUCAUCAGUGAUAAAUGAUGAGUUGUUUAAGGGUUACGAAAAAGGGAAUGCAGAGAAAACUACUAAUGAAAUUCUUGCAGCUUAUGAUUUCUUAAAUUCUGAUGAGAAAAUCUUAAAUGUGAAUAUCUGGUACAAUUCAACCUACAAAACCUUGAACACCAUUGGGGAGGAGCCUACAAUGCUCCGUGUUCCACGGUCAAUUAAUGUGGCCUCCAGCGCAUACCUUCAGUUCUUGAGAGGUGGUGCCAAUAUGCAGUUUGAAUAUGUUAAAGAAAUGCCCAAAUUGGGAAUGCGGAUUAUGAUUGACCUAUCUUCUUUAACUGGUGCACUAUUUUAUGUAUGGGUUAUGGAGCUUCUUUUUCCUAUCAUUUUGACAUACCUAGUCUACGAGAAGCAAUGGAAACUAAGAAUUAUGAUGAAAAUGCAUGGACUUGGGAACGGACCUUAUUGGACGAUAUCUUAUGCUUAUUUUCUUCUUUUAUCAUCGGUUUAUACAUUAUGUUUUGUGAUGCUUGGUUCGAUUACAGAUUUAAAGAUCUUCCAGUUGAAUGACUACAGCAUACAGUUCGUGUUCUAUUUCGUUUACAUAAACUUGCAGAUUGCACUAGCAUUUGUUGUUGCAAUAUUCUUUUCUGAUGUGAAAACUGCUUCAGUAAUAGCAUAUAUAUACGUAUUCGGUUCUGGCCUGCUUGGAGAAUAUCUAUUCCGGUAUUUUAUUGAAGAUACUUCCUUCUCAGGAGGUUGGAUUCUAGUAAUGGAGAUGAUUCCUGCAUUUUCCUUGUACCGUGGGAUAUACGAGUUUUCAAGUUAUGCACUUCAGGCAAGUCAUGUUGUUACUUCUGGCAUGCAAUGGAGAGAUUUAGAUGACAGACAAAAUGGAAUGAAAGAUGUCUUGGUUAUAAUGAUUGUGGAAUGGCUACUAUUGCUCCCAGUUGCAUGUUAUUUGGAUCAGGUUGUCUCAUUAGGAGAUGGGGUUGGGAAAAGUACUCUGUUUUUUUUGCCAUGCUACUGGAAGAAGCCUUCACGGUCUUUCUGCAAGCCCAUUUUACAACAACAAAAAUCUGAAGUUCUUGUAGAUUUAGAGAAGCCUGAUCUCUACCAAGAAAGACAGGUGGUUGAACAACUUCUACAAGAACCUAGUACUAGUCAUGCAAUCAUAUGUGAUAAUCUCAAAAAGGUCUAUCCAGGAAGGGAUGGAAACCCAGAGAAGCUUGCAGUUCGGGGAUUAUCUCUUGCCUUGCCUCGAGGAGGGUGUUUUGGCAUGCUUGGUCCUAACGGUGCUGGAAAAACUUCUCUAAUCAACAUGAUGAUUGGGUUUAUAAAGCCAACUUCCGGCACGGCAUAUGUUCAUGGAAUGGACAUACAAACUGAUAUGGAAAAAAUAUACACAGGAUUGGGUGUAUGCCCGCAGCAUGACUUGUUAUGGGAAACACUGACUGGCAGAGAGCACCUGUUAUUUUAUGGUCGACUAAAGAAUCUAAAGGGUGCUGCAUUGUCUCAGGCAGUUGAAGAAUCUUUGAAGAGCGUGAACCUAUUCCAUGGUGGUAUUGGUGAUAAGCCAGCUGGAACAUAUAGUGGUGGCAUGAAGAGGCGGCUUAGCAUUGCUAUUUCAUUGAUUGGUGAUCCUAAAGUCGUCUAUAUGGAUGAGCCAGGUAGUGGGUUAGAUCCAGCAUCAAGAAAAAUCUUAUGGGAUGCUGUAAAACGUGCAAAGCAGGAUCGGGCUAUUAUUCUUACUACACAUUCAAUGGAAGAAGCAGAGGCCUUAUGUGACCGGAUGGGAAUUUUCGUAGAUGGAAGUCUGCAGUGCAUAGGGAGUGCAAAAGAGCUGAAAGCAAGAUUUGGAGGAUCUUAUGUCUUGACGAUAACAACAUCAUCAAGCGAAGAGGAAGAGAUAGAACGUUUAGUUCUGCAACUCUCACCUAGAGCUAACAAGAUAUAUCAUCUGUCAGGAACCCAAAAGUUUGAAUUGCCAAGGCAGGAUGUCAGAAUUGCCGAUGUUUUUCAAGUAGUGAAGGAAGCAAAGAAAAAGUUUCCUGUAUUUGCAUGGGGAUUGGCUGACACCACCCUGGAGUAUGUCUUCAUUAAAGUUGCUAAGGGAGCACAGGCAUUUAACGAGCUUUCCUGAUCGAAGAACAACAACUCAUUUAAGACAUUUUGAUCUUAUCUUUAUCGUUUUCCUGGUCAUGGAUAGCUUCUUUCUGAUAAUCUCUUGGAGAAUCUAAUAUGCUAGUCCAAGAGAAGACAUGUUAAUUUAAUAAAAAAAAGCCAAGGUUAACUUAGGCUCCGUUUGGCA